AUGAAUGAGGACGAAACACAAAAACUUGUCAAUAUAGUACAGGAAUCUUUAAACAAUGAUCCGAAAACCAUUCGGCUUUAUAUGAUGAGCAUCCGUGAAUUUCCGGUGAAGGUGAUAGAAGUGGCAAAGGAAUAUAAGGUUGAAAGGCUUGGAAUAGAUCAAAAUCAGUUGUCCACCUUACCUGCCGAAAUUUGCAAUUUCACGCACCUCCGAUAUCUCGACAUAUCUCAAAAUGCGUUCAGAUCAUUCCCUGAUGCGCUUUGUCUGAUGCCGAAUUUGGAAAUCCUGGAUGUUAGCAAAAAUAAGAUACGAAAAUUACCCAAGGACUUUGGAAAUUUGAUGUCGUUAAAG
Messenger RNA from Acaulospora morrowiae, 351 nucleotides. The record is from the annotation of a GenBank genome assembly. Lineage: Eukaryota; Fungi; Glomeromycota; Glomeromycetes; Diversisporales; Acaulosporaceae.